UUUAAAAAAUUUACAUGAAAAAACAAUUGAUCUAAAAUACAUAAUUAAUCUUUGUGGAUAUAAUUUAACAAAGCUAGAUGUAGAAGAUUAUCGUUCUUCUGAAAUAAUGCCAUUGAUAAAUAAUAAUUGUCCAAAUGUUGAGACACUUUUUUUGGGUUUCAAAGAAAUUGAAACCCAAGAUUUUAAUAAUGUUUUUUCUAAUAUGUCUCAUCUUAAAUCGCUGAGUAUCAAAUGGCUAUGUGAAUAUUCAACUCUACCAAUAAGUUUAGUCGAGUCAUUGGAACAAGUUAGUGGAACCUUGGAAUCUUUUUAUCUUGAUUGUCAUUCACGAAAAAAUGAUUUAUGCUUACCACAUUCACUGGCUUCAGUUUUUCUUGGAUUUGUCGUUUUAAAAAAUUUUCGUAUAACGAGGUUUGAACUAAAUCAACUAUUACUUGAGUCAAUAAGUCAAAUGCAAAAUUUAGUUGAACUAUUUUUCUUAUGUGAGUGGAAGGAGUAUCAAAUAGUCAGGAAUAAGAUCAAUAUGUAUCCAAUUGGGAAUUUGAAAAACCUCGAGCGGUUAAUAAUUUCUUUUGAUUGUGGUGUUACAGAUGAAUUUUUGAUCAACCUCAGUAACAAUGCUAAAAAAUUAAAUUAUGUAUCUAUAAAUAGUACACACAUAACAGAUGUUGGUAGAAAUGCACUUAAUAAUUUAAAAGAAUUAAAAGCAAAUCUUUGGGAAGAACUUAAAAAAUGAUUAUAAAAGAAAAAAAAAUAAGUUUAUUAUUAAGAACCAAUAAAUAUAAAA
Aphidius gifuensis is the source of this 787-nucleotide messenger RNA. RefSeq lists its product as uncharacterized. The record is from RefSeq and is a predicted model, not a curated record. The transcript is spliced from 2 exons. Lineage: Eukaryota; Metazoa; Arthropoda; Insecta; Hymenoptera; Braconidae. Bases 107 to 736 code for a protein of 209 amino acids.